Messenger RNA from Camellia sinensis, 924 nucleotides. The record is from RefSeq and is a predicted model, not a curated record. NCBI's taxonomy places the organism in Eukaryota, Viridiplantae, Streptophyta, Magnoliopsida, Ericales, Theaceae.
AUGACAAAUCGUUAUGCUUUUGAAGCCUUGAAUCGAACACUCAUAGACAUCACUGGUGUUGAUUAUCCAUUUGGUGGCAAAAUUAUGGUGUUUGGUAGUGAUUUUCGACAAGUACUUCCAGUUGUUCCUAAAGGUACAAAAGCUGAAACUAUUGCUGCAUCGAUAGUCAAAUCACCUCUUUGGAGUCACAUUCAAAUACUUCGUUUAAAGCAAAACAUGCGCUCUAUAAAUGACCAACAGUUUGGUGAAUUUCUUUUGUCUGUUGGAAAUGGUGUACAACCUACCAUUAUAGAUGAAAUGAUCAAAGUACCAACAUCGAUGGCAAUACCAUGGAAUGGCGAAGAAUCAAUAGUUCAACUAUUAGAAGAAAUUUAUUCUGAUAUCAUAAACCAUUCUUUUGACGCCAAGUAUAUGGUUAGUAGGGGCAUAAUAACUCCUCGCAAUGAAGAUGUCGACAAGCUCAAUGAGAAAAUCAUUCAGAGAUUUCUAGGAGAAUCAAGAGUGUACCACUCAUUUGAUAAAGUUGAAAAUGAUACCCAAAAUUUGUAUCAACAAGAGUUUUUAAAUUCCAUUUCACUAGGAGGAAUGCCCCCACAUGCAUUGCAUUUGAAAGUUGAAGCCCCAAUUAUGCUUUUGAGGAAUCUUGACCCUUCUUCUGGAAUACUUGAAAAAAUAAAGCUACUUCAGCUUUGGGAGAAUUAUCAAGAGGAAGCAAAUAUGGUUGCAGAUAAGAAAGUUAAAAAUCAGGUCAAACAGUUCUCCAUAUACAGUCUUGGAUGGAAGGUCUCUAUUAAAGUUGAUAAAAAACAAUUGGAAAAAUUAAUUGUGCGAGAGCUUUUGAGAAAUUCUAUCAUAUCUGAUAGAGCAAGUAUAUGCAGCAAAGACAAUAUGGACAUAUAUGUGGUAAAAGAUCAAGUCUUAUAA